Aspergillus tanneri is the source of this 1344-nucleotide messenger RNA. RefSeq lists its product as uncharacterized. Gene Ontology annotation, molecular function: acyltransferase activity, transferring groups other than amino-acyl groups. The transcript has a single exon. The record is from RefSeq and is a predicted model, not a curated record. Bases 1 to 1344 code for a protein of 447 amino acids. Lineage: Eukaryota; Fungi; Ascomycota; Eurotiomycetes; Eurotiales; Aspergillaceae.
AUGGAGGACACGAAGACAUAUGAGUUGUCAGAUCUCGACAAAGUUGGCUUCACCAAGAGUGUGAAAGUCGUCCUGUUCUAUGACCUCCAAGCCACUGCUGACCCAGUGAAUGUGGUUUCCUUAUUGGAGGGAGUGAGGAACGCAACUCGCCACUUGCCCUUUAUGGCGGGGCAUCUCCAAUUUAAUGAAUCCGGAAAGCUCUGCAUCGUGACCUCCGCUGACAGCUCGGUUGAAGUCAACAUACGCCGGUUCACGAGCACGGAGUGCGAGCCUUUCUCGGUCUUGGCUAAGGGCUCAUUCUCUCCCAACGAUCUGGACUUGACUUUGUUUUUGCCUGAUGAACCAACGACUAAGCACCCGGUCUGCUUAAUGCAAGUGAGUCUCAUCGAGGGGGGUCUGGUGGUAGGGCUUCGAGUAAACCAUGCGGUUGGAGACUGGGUGUCCCUCGACACCUUUUUCUCGCUCAUCUGUCAGAGCAGCAAGGCCCACCAGGAAGGGCAGGCCAUGCCCACCUACACCGUGGACCUCAAACGAGACCCUUACAACACCCCCACGCCCGACCCAACCCUCUCGCAACAAGACCGACUCGCCCAACUCCCGCUGUUCCACGUCCUGCAGAAGAGCCAGUUCCAAUUCAAGCCACCACCCCUCACCCGCGCUGGCAUCUACCGCAUCACCGAGCCCACAAUCCAGCAGCUCAAAGCCCAAUGCGCCCCCUAUGUAGACCAGGUUGAAUACAUAACCUCCUACGACUGCAUUUCCGCCCUUAUCUGGACAGCCCUCACCCGGGCCCGCCUGCACAUCCGCCCCGACCAAACCAACGCCCCAUCCCGCUUCGUCCACCCCAUCGACGUCCGGUCCCGCGAUCCGGAGCACAAAACAUCGCCCCGAUACUUCGGCAACGCCGUCAUCGGCUCCCUCGCCGGACCCGUCCCCGCCCACACCCUCAUCGCCAACGGGGACCGUGGCCUCGCGGCGGCAGCCACCCGGAUCCGCCAAUCCAUCCACAACGUUGAUAUAUCCACGAUCGGGAACAUGAUGGCGCUGCAGGCCUUUCUCGCGGAUACUGAGAUGCUCCUUCCGAACGCCGACUUCGCGGACAUGGACCUGUUUAUGAACACCUGGUAUACGGGAAGCGUGACCAAGUACGAUUUGGGAGGAGUGGCAGGGCCCGUGGCGUUCCGGGUGCAGGCGGGGAUGCCGGGGGCGUGCGCGAUGAUUCUUCCAAAUCUCUCUAGGGGUGCUACAAGGGUGUUUGAAGUCUUUGUGCAGGCGCCGGUGCCGGAGUAUGAAUCCCUAAAAAGAGAUGCAGGGUUUUUGAAGUACUUUGAGCAUGUUGUGUGA